CUGAAUCCACCCGAAAGAUACCCAAACUCUAGCCCCUUCAACGGUUCUUUCUUCCAUUUUCACAAGUUCGCAAAAUCCCAGCACUGAAACAGGCCGGCCAUGGAUACAACACCUCCGUCUCAUCGUUCGAGCAGAACAAGAUCGGCUUCAAGACUCUCCCCGCUCCGCUGUUUCAAUGACCUCGAAUUCGAAACUCUAAAUGUGGGGCCCUCUCCCUCACACUCACCUUCUGUUUCAUCUCCGAAGCCCCCUAAUAGCGUACCGAUCCGCGAUAUAUUACUUAUGUCGCCUUCUCUUGUUCGUAAGAAGAGUUCCCUUUCGGCCGAGAAGCUUGAAAUAGCUGACAAUGGUGUGGAGCUCAGCGGAGGUCGCAGGAGAUCCAGGAUUAGGAAUGUGGCCUCUCCCAGAAGUUGCAGGAGAUCGAGAAGGAGGUUAGAGAUAGAAUUGGUGAAAGAAGAGAAAGAUUUGGGAUCGGGAGAACAAAUUCAUAAGCCGAAGAAGAAGAAGCACAGUGGUAGAUAUAAGAAAGAUAAACUUGGCUUAGUUCCAAUACCAUCUCCAAAAUCAAUUGAAGGUGAAGGGGAAAAUCUGGAUAGAAUAAGUGAGCAGAUAUAUGAUCUGGUGUUGUGGAGGGAUGCAGCAAAAUCAAGCCUUUGGUUUGGGUUUGGUUCUCUCUGUUUUCUGUCUUCUUUUUUUGCCAAUGGAGUUAGCAUAAGUGUUGUUUCUGUCGUGUCGCAAGUUGGCCUGCUGUUUUUGGUAGUAUCAUUCUUCUCAAAUACGUUUCGUCCUAGCGACAAUGUUGAAGUUAAGCCGGAAAGAAGGCUUACAGAAGAAGAUAUUCGUAGAAUUGCGAGAUUGAUACUUCCUUCAACAAAUCUUGCAAUCUCGAAGACAAGGGAGUUGUUUUCUGGAGAGCCUGCCAUGACCCUAAAAGUAAUACCAUUCCUUCUGGUUGGAGCUGAGUGUGGCCAUCUGUUUACUCUGUGGAGACUAUCUGCAUUUGGGUUUUUCAUCAGCUUCAUUGUCCCAAAAUUAUAUUCGUCGUGCUCUAGCCAAAUAUGUAUAAAAGCUGAGAGCUUUAAAGAUUGGGCCGUAGAGAGAUGGGGAGGUUGUUCUUACAAGAAGACUAUAGCAGCAUCUGUAUUGAUUGCCUUUUGGAACCUUACCUCUAUCAGAACCCGCAUAUUUGCUGCAUUCAUAUGCUUUGUAGUAAUUAGAUAUUGUAGACAGAACUCAGAAGAAAAAGCUGAAGAAGAGACUGUUAUAGGAGAAGUAAAAAAGAAAAGAGAUGAAAAUGAAGAUCACAAGGCAUUGAUUGUGUUUGAAUGAAUUCCGCUUGGCAUUACUUCUUGUUUUUUUUGUAUAAAAAUGAAAUCCUCUGUACCUCAAUAUUUGGGCCAUAGUUGAACAAAUAAAUUGGUGUGCAUCAUCUUCAUAUCCAAUGAAAUCUUAUACUUGGUAUAUGAGGUAAGGGUCAGAUGGUACUCGAAGUUGCAUAAAAAGGGUCAAAUAAGUUGGAGGCUUUGUCCCGUCGUCGCCAUUUGGGGCGGUUCUAGGUGAAAUUUUUUGACGAAAGUUUUUGAAACUUUACUCAUACCAAAUUUCAGAUAAAUAUUCAACCGGGAAGACAUUCAAAUGAAUUCUUGAAGAUAACUGCACGGUUAAAAGCGCAUUUAUCUUCACGAAUUCAUUUGAAUGCCUUCCCAAUUGAAGUUUUAGCUGAAAUUUGGUAUGAGUAAACUAGACAUAAUGAAUAAGAUGCACAAACAAUUUUAUCAAAAAAUUCCACCGGGAACUGCCUAUAAUGGCGACGGCCGGAUAUUAAGAACUUAUUUCACCUUUUUUAUGCAACUUUGAGUAUCAAUCUGACCCUUACCUCAUAUAUAGAAAGAUUUAUCUACAAAAGAAGAAGUGUGAACACUACUGCAGCAGUACGGAGUAGUAGUUUACUACCCAACUAUUGAAACUGAAUGAAUAUUAAUAAUUAACAUUAAUAUGAUAGAACCAAAGAUUCAUUAUUUUUUGUCUUGAGAAUAUGAUGAAAUAAAGCAAAAUGACCCACUAAACUGUCUGCUCUUCUUUGUUAUGAAGCAACCGUCAGUCCAUGCAAUUUUGGACGCGAUUUUCACUAUGGAUCAUCCAGAAACAGUUUCUGUGCUUUAGUACAGGGGUAAGACUGUGUACAUCCGACCCCUUACCCCACUGUAGCCUGUAGGUGGGAGCCUUUGCGACACCGGGUUAAAUGAAAAUGAAAUGACGGUAUCUCCCUAGUACGGGGUAGAUAUUAAGGCUGCGAUCUUUUUGUUGAUUUGAUAGAACAUCACGUUAUCUGUAAACUGUAGUUGUUUUGUUUGAUGUAGUUCAAGUAUAUUUGUCAUAAUCGGCUGGCAAAUCACAAUCAAAUUAGUUAUAAUCGUCAGCGCAUGUGAAAAUAUAUGAGAUUCAAAAUAUACGAAGUAUGAGAUUCAAAUAUUAACCCAUGUGAAAGUAUAUUUGUCAUAAUCGGUUGACUCGGUUGGACAUACUCACAUACUCCCUCCCAUUCACCAAUUUUGACUGCAUGUGAAAAUAUAUGAGAUUCAAAUUUUUGCUUGUAGAGAUCACAAAUUUUUUACUUUAAGAAGAA
Cuscuta epithymum is the source of this 2626-nucleotide messenger RNA. NCBI's taxonomy places the organism in Eukaryota, Viridiplantae, Streptophyta, Magnoliopsida, Solanales, Convolvulaceae. The record is from the annotation of a GenBank genome assembly.